UUUAAAGUGGAUGGUGAUUGGCCAGUUCCCGUACACUGAACAGACAUGGCAGCGGCGGCUAGGUUGUGGAUGACUUCUCGGUGCCUUUUGGCCGGUUCCCGGGCCUGGCUGUCCGGUGUACAGCGGACAAGGAGCUGGCUGCAGCCCGCGGCGGCUCGCCCCUACAGCUCAGAUGGAACGGUGACAGUGAAGUUUAUAAAUCGGGAUGGUUGCACACUUGUAACAGAGGGGAAAGUAGGAGAGUCCCUCCUGGAUCUUGUUGUGGAGAAGAACUUGGACAUUGAUGGUUUUGGUGCAUGCGAGGGGACGCUGGCCUGCUCUACCUGUCACCUCCUCUUUGAAGAUCACAUAUUCCAGAAGCUGGAAUCGGUCACCGAUGAGGAAAUGGACAUGCUGGAUCUUGCCUAUGGACUCACUGAAACAUCACGAUUGGGUUGCCAAAUUCUACUCCAACCAUUCAUGAAUGGAAUGACCGUAAGGGUCCCGGAAUCUGUAGCAGAUGUCCGGCAAGCAAUGGAUAUGGGCAAGAACUCUUGAAAUAC
This is a messenger RNA of Nanorana parkeri, 542 nucleotides long. It is a transcript of the gene FDX1, whose product is annotated as ferredoxin 1. NCBI's taxonomy places the organism in Eukaryota, Metazoa, Chordata, Amphibia, Anura, Dicroglossidae. Gene Ontology annotation, cellular component: mitochondrion. The coding region runs from base 46 to 537 and encodes 163 amino acids. The transcript has 4 exons. The record is from RefSeq and is a predicted model, not a curated record. Gene Ontology annotation, molecular function: 2 iron, 2 sulfur cluster binding. Gene Ontology annotation, biological process: positive regulation of oxidoreductase activity; P450-containing electron transport chain.